AUGAAAAUUGAAGUUUUCAUAACUUUUAUUAUUCUUAUAACGUUGGGAAAAGCGCAAGAUGAGAAAAAUCAAAGCACAACAUUGACAGAAAAAAAUAUUAAAACGCUUGAGAUUGUUUUCCUUCAUCACGCAAAUCAUUCGAAGUUUAUGUCAGCUGUCGAUCAGAUAAUGGAGCAAUUGCAAAAUGAAACUGUAGCGAUUAACUAUCACAAAAUCUCAUACGAUAAAUCCAAAUUUGCUGUUUCUAAUCAUAGAGAAAUUUGUAAACUUGGCUCGAAUGGCAUUUCUUUAUUUAUCGACGCAACAUUCAAUGGUUUAAAUUUUACAGUUCGUGACUAUCUGAAGCGCAAUAACGUUCCUUACUUUCGCUUUGAUUUUUCAAUUCAAUCGUUUGUGAAGAUUAUGCAAAAUUUCUUGGUGGCACGUGGAGCUUUGGAUGCAGUUUUCAUCUUUCAAGAUUCAGAGACAGCAGAACAAGCACUUUACUCGUUGCUAUCAGUCACUUCGAUUAAGAUCAUCGUCUUAGAUCAACAUCAACCAAACGUCAUUAGCAGAUUAAAGACACUAAGACCAACUCCAAGUUAUUACGCAAUCAUCGGUGAUACUGUCAACGUCAGUCGGAUUUUUCAAGCUGCUUUCGAUUUUGGAUUAGUCUCCCAACUCCCCGAUCGUUGGAACUUAAUGUUUACAGAUUAUGAUGAUGAAAAGUUCACAUUUUCUGGUUAUCCAGAAAUGAGCCGAUUAUUACUUGACAAGACUGUCUGCUGUAAUCCCAAAUGCAUUUGUUCAUCUCAAAAUACGAUUAAUUUUAUGGCAUUCAAGAGUUUCCUGCAUCAGAUUCUGCUGGUUCUUGAGGGGCAUGACUAUCCUAUUCAGAGGUUUGAGUGCAAUAAAGAAUCAGACAAGAGCGUACGUGCUGAAAAACUGCUUGAAGAUUUAUCAAUGACGAUUAGGAAAAAUAAUUUGAUUUAUUUUGAUGAUGAUUCGAAGAUUUUUGUAAACUUGAAAUAUAAUGUGAAAACCAAUGUAGACAACUCAUCAGUAGUUGCGACAACAGCAAUAGUCAAUCAAAAUGGUGUUACGUCAAUUGGAAACAAUCGAAUUAAAGUAUCGAAGAGAUUUAUGAGAAUUGGCGUGACUGAAUCUGCUCCGUACACUUUUAUAAAGAGAGAUUCAAAGACGAAGAAAAUUCUUCGUGAUGGGAAUAAUCACAAAAUUUAUGAAGGAUUCUGCAUUGACUUUAUUGAAAUGCUUUCGAAGAAAAUGAAUUUCACGUAUGAGCUCGUUGAGCCGACAUCAGGUAAGUUCGGGAAGAAGCUGGCAGAUGGAAACUUUGAUGGACUCAUCGGUGACUUAGAACGAGGCGAAACAGAUUUCAUUAUUGCAGCAUUAAAGAUGACAGCUGAACGUGAGGAACGCAUUGACUUUGUUGCGCCAUAUUUCGAUCAAACAGGAAUUCGAAUCGUAAUGAAAAAACCAAUUCCUGACACUUCCCUCUUCAAAUUCAUGACAGUUUUACGACUCGAAGUCUGGUUGAGCAUUUUAGGUGCUUUAAGCGUUACCGCAUUUGUCAUUUGGAUACUCGAAGUCUUCUCGCCGUACAGUGGCCGUAAUUGGAGCUACGGUGAAGAGAGUCGGAAAUUUACAUUGCGGGAAAGCUUUUGGUUUACUCUUACAUCGUUUACACCUCAAGGUGGUGGAGAAGCACCGAAGGCAUUGAGUAGUCGCGUCAUUGUUGCUGCUUAUUGGUUAUUUGUUGUUCUCAUGCUUGCUACAUUCACAGCAAAUCUUGCAGCAUUUCUUACUGUUGAACGUAUGCAGUCUCCAGUUCAAUCUCUUGAUCAGCUGGCUCGACAAAGUCGCAUUAAGUACACAGUUGUCAAAGACUCCGACACACAUAAAUACUUUCAAAAUAUGAAAUAUGCCGAAGAUACGCUUUACGAAUUAUGGAAAAAUAUGACUUUAAGCAGCAGAAACGACGAAGCUAGAUUCAGAGUUUGGGAUUAUCCUAUAAAAGAACAAUACGCGUCAAUUUUGAUGGCAAUUGAAGGAACAAAACCAUUGCCAAACGCAUCCGAAGGAUUUCGAAUUGUCAACGAACGUGUGUUGAGUGAUUUUGCUUUUAUCCAUGAUGCGAAUGAAAUCAAAUAUGAGAUUUCACGGAGUUGUGCUUUUGCUGCCGUUGGUGACAUUUUUUCGGAACAACCCUACGCUGUCGCCGUGCAACAAGGGUCACAUUUGCGGGAUGAGAUUUCUCGCUUUAUACUUGAGUUGCAAAAAGAUCGAUUUUUUGAAGAUUUGACAGCAAAAUAUUGGAAUUCGUCGAAUAAAGGUUCAUGCUUGACAAGUGACGAUUACGAUUCUGAAGGAAUCACACUCGAAAGUCUUGGGGGAAUAUUUAUUGCGACGCUUAUAGGACUUGUAAUUGCUAUGUUGGUGCUUGUGGGCGAAGUCUAUUAUUACAAAAGGAAGAGUGGAAAAGUAAAGGAAAUGAAUAUGACGAAGCCAGUUAUCUUUACAACUAAAAUUGAUCCAUUGCAUGAUAUAAACAUAUCAGUUGAUAGGAAAAUCAUGAAAAACUCAGUUUUACUCGGUCAUGGAGAAUUCGUCCCAGUUGAGAAGCGAAAGUCUCGACUAUCAUUUUCACCGCGCAUACAUCAUGACUAA
Molecule: messenger RNA, 2667 nt
Organism: Clunio marinus
Lineage: Eukaryota; Metazoa; Arthropoda; Insecta; Diptera; Chironomidae
Source: the annotation of a GenBank genome assembly